Thunnus maccoyii (southern bluefin tuna) is the source of this 1495-nucleotide messenger RNA. RefSeq names its product phosphodiesterase 6G, cGMP-specific, rod, gamma, paralog b (gene pde6gb). Bases 225 to 488 code for a protein of 87 amino acids. The record is from RefSeq and is a predicted model, not a curated record. Gene Ontology annotation, molecular function: 3',5'-cyclic-nucleotide phosphodiesterase activity; cGMP binding. Gene Ontology annotation, cellular component: photoreceptor outer segment membrane. The transcript is spliced from 4 exons. NCBI's taxonomy places the organism in Eukaryota, Metazoa, Chordata, Actinopteri, Scombriformes, Scombridae. Gene Ontology annotation, biological process: visual perception; positive regulation of epidermal growth factor receptor signaling pathway; positive regulation of G protein-coupled receptor signaling pathway.
GCGAGCUCAGCAUAUCUGCUGCGCUGUCCUUGUUCUAACAGGAUUACGUGUGGACGGUCGACUUGAAACAGAGAGAGGGGGAUACUUAUUAACUUGAGCCAGGGAUUAUGGGAAAUUGGGUCAUCCUCGCAGAACACGGUGCACAGAUAUCAUCACGACGACUACACUUCAGAGAGGUGCAUCGAAAGCCAACAGCCUGCACACAGGUACCAUAACUGCUCAAAAUGAAUCUUGAGCCACCCAAAGCUGAGAUCAAGUCGGCCACCCGUGUCACCGGAGGCCCCGCCACCCCACGUAAGGGACCCCCUAAAUUCAAGCAGAGGCAGACCCGUCAGUUCAAGAGCAAGCCUCCAAAGAAGGGAAUCCAGGGCUUUGGUGAUGAUAUCCCUGGAAUGGAGGGCUUAGGCACUGACAUCACCGUCAUUUGCCCCUGGGAGGCCUUUAAUCACCUGGAGCUGCAUGAGCUGGCCCAGUACGGUAUCAUCUGAGCCUUCCUGCAUGUCCCUGCAAUCUCCUGAGGAUUACAGGCCACGUCCACGCACUUCAAACCAUCUGCCUCAGGCUCUGUCUCAUAGCUUUAAAUGGAACUACUCCCAACAAACCACUACAACAAACUGUAACAAACACAAAAAAUGGAAAAAAGAGAAAAAAAGAUCUACAAAAAAAAAAACAACUUUCUGUUCUCUUACUCUGGAUUCUUCUUCUGAUUCUGCAAUUCACACACAUCUGCUCACGUUUAGCAUCUGUUGAUUUGAUCUUCACUAGAUCUGCACUGUUAUGCUAAAAACGCAUCCUCUUCUCUUUUCUUGCUCUCUUUCUUUCUUUCUUUCUCUUCUCUCUCCUUGCAUGCUUUUCUACUUUCUUCCACUUUUCUAUUCUUCUCACGGAUAAAACACGAAACUUAUGCAAGCAAGGCAGCCUCAAAAUUGAGUUUAAGUGACAAACCUGUGAAGUGGGUGGGUUCCCACUUCAUGUGCUUCGGCGCCUCUUUUUCGUCACCUUUAGAGGCUUGUCCAUCAAUGCCGAACUUAUAAAAUACAAAUCCUGAAUUCUGUAGAGACUGGACACCAGCUUGCCAUUGCUGAGCGUAAACUUUCAGGGGGAUAAAAGUCAGAUAUCCCUCUUUUCACUCUGUUCUGAACAACCUUUAACUGCACCCAUCUUUGUUAGGAUACAUAAAUCAUCUGGGUUUUUUUGCUAAAUUUUCUACCACCAUUUUGUGUGGAAGUCAAUGGAUAGGUGAUACGUGUGUGUAAGUGUUUUCAGGGAAAAUUGUCAGUUCAGGCAACAUUUGACCUUAUGUUUAUGAUAAAAAUAAUUUCAAAACCACCUUUGCAGAGAAUAAUUGCUGCUACAGAAACCUUUGCAUCAUACCAGUGUGUGAUUUGGCAGGGCAUUAAUGUGUAUUGUUCAUCAUUUACCCACACUGACAAACACAUCUUAACUGAGGAGGUACAGCAUCUUCUAUCAUUGUGUUUGCAUGUAUUAACAUUAG